AGCCGACUUUCCUUCCUCGCAGAUCCACACAAAGAUUACAACACAGUCCCCUCCGUCCUGCCGCCAACCCAACCCAACCCAACCUAACCUGAGUACCUGACCCAGCGACUGAACUGUGGAGCUGCGGGAGACGGGGAGAGACUGACGGACUGACAGUCGAGGUCGCGGUCGGAAACAGACAGACAUACUGAACCGAUUCCGUGGUGGCGGAUGGAGUGGGACGACGACUGGGUGGCCCCCGACAAGCUGCAGCACGCCGUGGCCUGCCUCCUCAUCGCCCUGCUCUCCGCCGCGCUCGCCGCCCGCAGCGCCCGCCCUGGCCUCCGCCGCCGCGCUGCGGCUGUCGGCUCCGCGGCCUCGCUCGCGGCCGGCGCCGCCAAGGAGGCCGCGGACGAGGCCCGGCUCUUCGGCUCCGCCGGCGCCUCGCCCAAGGACGCCGCGGCCGACCUCCUGGGCGUCGCGGCCGCGGCGCUGGCGCUCGCCCUGCUCCGCCGCCUGCGCCGCCGUCGCGAGAGGAAGGCGCGCGAGGACGGGGACGGGGACGGCCGCGGCGGCGCCGCCGUCUCCAUGGUGUGACUGUGACGGCGAGGGCUUGAAAAAAAAACGGAAGCUCACGAACUGCUUGGCUCAAAGCGGCUCGCGAGGCUCAAACAAGCUGAGUCGAACUGGAUUUUCAAGCUCGUUGAUGUAGCAAGCUGAGUCGGCUUGUUUUGGCUCAUGAGCCGACUCGUAAACUAUGUCAAAUUAAGAUCAACUUCAAGAGACUAGUUAUAUGGGUUUUUAAAGGUAAAUUUAGCUAUAUCUAAUAGAUUUUGUAAAUGACUCUUCAAAUUUAGUGGCUCUCUAUUCCUCCACCUUCGCUCUCUAUUUUUGGAUAACCUGCUUCACUCUCCAUUCAAUCUGUAAGUUUACCGAGUCUAUUGGAUUAACCUACACUUUUUCUGAAAA
Molecule: messenger RNA, 948 nt
Organism: Zea mays
Lineage: Eukaryota; Viridiplantae; Streptophyta; Magnoliopsida; Poales; Poaceae
Exons: 2
Coding region: 211-576 (121 amino acids)
Source: RefSeq, a predicted model, not a curated record